This is a messenger RNA of Recurvomyces mirabilis, 1026 nucleotides long. RefSeq lists its product as uncharacterized. NCBI's taxonomy places the organism in Eukaryota, Fungi, Ascomycota, Dothideomycetes, Mycosphaerellales, Teratosphaeriaceae. The record is from RefSeq and is a predicted model, not a curated record. Bases 1 to 1026 code for a protein of 341 amino acids. The transcript has 2 exons. Gene Ontology annotation, biological process: tRNA transcription by RNA polymerase III. Gene Ontology annotation, cellular component: RNA polymerase III complex; nucleus.
AUGGCGCCUGCCAAAGUGCCCGAGGACGACGACGAUCCCGUUACAGCAGAGUACGAUGUCUACUUAACACCCUCACAAGCCGAAGAGAUCUUCCUCCUGCAGUAUCCGAACCGAGUCCGCACACGACCCUACAACGACCGCACUGGCUCCAGACCUCAAGACGUACGGAUCAAGCCUACUACUGGCUUCAUUGAGCUCGAUGUCAACCUCAACACUGGCUACAACUUCAACAAGUACAAGUCACUACAGUGGGGAGAUGCUUUAAACACCGCUCGGGAUAUCCAGAACAGCUCGGGUACAUAUGGACCCGCGGCAGGGUUCAGUGGUGCGAAGCCAAGGACUGCUGGGCGUAUGGCUGUAAAGGAUCAGGCAGAUCGACAGUUACAAAUCCAACAUGAUCUCGCAGGAUUCAAAAACGCAGAGUCAGACGGUAAAGUGAUGCGCGUACAGACGCUAGGAGGUCAAGUCAUUCGGCACGAUGGGCCAGACGAGAUUGGCAAACCAAUCUAUUUUGUUGGAGCUUUCCGCAACGAUCAACUACACUUGACGAAAGUCACUGGCACUGCGCAGAUGCGUCCGCAAUUUCACCACCUCGAUGCGGAAGAGCAACGUGCUCGCAUCGCUGCUUCACGCGCAUCUGCUGCAGAAUUGGGAGAGCCGCGACCAGCCGGCGAGGCACGAUCGAUCCUGGCCCGAGAGAAGAAGCUGGAUGAUUCAGACAAAGUCAGGCUCGAGGACGUGCUGAGGAAGCAGUUGAGUGCGGCGGAAGCAGAGGAGUGGACGAAGAUGGACUACAUCGACGAAGACAUGCAGGCUGCCUACGAUCUGUUCAACGACAGGAUGUUCGUGAAAGACGUGGAGGCUGCGCCGCGGCUGAAGAGUGAUAUGGACAGUUGGGACUACCUCGAUGCUAUCAGUAAGCCGCGGAGAGGCAGCGUCGGGAGGCGGAGAAGGAAGAAAGGUAAGGAAGUGGAGGGGGUUGAUCUCGAGGAUGGUGAGGACGAAGCUCUGCAGGAGGGUGGUUGA